GAAGCUGUCAAUAAAGUUGCGCGUACAAAAUCAACAACUCCGGUGUCAUGGCGGCGCCUGUGGCGGACAGCGGGCGCUGGUUUCCAGCGUUAGCACUGGGAGUUUCUCUGUUCAAAUGUCUCUUCAUCAGCGCAUAUCGCUCCACAGACUUUGAGGUGCACAGGAACUGGCUGGCCAUCACACACAGCCUGCCGGUGUCCAGGUGGUACUAUGAGAACACGUCUGAGUGGACUCUGGACUACCCCCCGCUGUUCGCCUGGUUUGAGUUCGGCCUGUCCCACGUGGCUCAGCACUUCGACACUAACAUGCUGGUGGUGGAGAACCUGGACUAUGCCAGCCCGUCCACGGUGCUUUUCCAGAGGCUGUCGGUCGUCUUCACUGAUGUGGUUUUUAUCUGCGCUGUCAGAGAGUGCUGCAGGUGUGUUCAGGACCAGAAAGGCUCUCGGGACGUUCUGAACCGGCCGUCCUUCGUCCUGGCCGUUCUGCUGCUCUGGAACUUUGGCCUCCUCAUCGUCGACCACCUUCACUUCCAGUAUAACGGCUUCUUGUUUGGUUUCCUGCUUCUCUCCGUGGCGAAACACCUGCAGUCUCAGCACCUGCAGGGGGCGCUACUGUUCUCUGUCCUGCUCAACCUGAAGCACAUCUACCUGUAUGUGGCUCCGGCCUACGGCGUUUACCUGCUGAGGAGUUACUGCUUCACUCAGGACAACAAAGACGGUUCUCUCAGGUGGAGGAGUUUCAGUCUGACGCGUCUCCUGGCUCUCGGCAGCAUCGUGGUCUCCGUCUGCGCUCUGUCCUUCGGCCCGUUCGUUGUCAUGGGUCAGCUCCCUCAGGUCCUGUCCCGUCUCUUCCCCUUUAAGCGGGGCCUCUGUCAUGCCUACUGGGCCCCGAACAUCUGGGCCCUCUACAACGUGCUGGACAAAAGCCUGGUGAUGCUCGGUGUUCACCUGAAGCUGCUGGAGGAGACGGAGCUUCCCCGAGCCUCCAUGACGGGCGGGCUGGUUCAGGAGUCUGAGCACGCGGCCCUCCCCUCCAUCUCGCCCUCCGUCACUCUCGUCUGCACUCUGCUCUCCAUCCUGCCAGCGGUGGUGUCCAUCUGGUGGCGUCCCUGCGGUGCUCGGGGUUUCCUGCGCUGCCUGGUGCUCUGCGCUCUGGGCUCCUUCAUCUUCGGCUGGCACGUCCACGAGAAGGCCAUCCUCAUCGCCAUCCUGCCUCUCAGCAUCCUGGCGGUUGAGAGCAGAGAGGAUGCUGGGAUCUUCCUGGUUCUGACCACCACAGGUCAUUACUCCCUGUUCCCGCUGCUCUUCACCCCCACAGAGCUGCUCGUCAAAGUCGCUCUGAUGAUGAUGUUUACGAUCUACUCGUUCACUGCUCUGACAAAGCUCUUCAGUGGUCGCCGGGCUCUGCUCCAUCCCCUGGAGGUCGUCUACCUGUCCGGUCUGUUUGCUGUCGCUGUCGCCUGCGAGGUCGUCUUCCCUCUGUCGCCGUGGCAACAGAAGCUGCCCUUCCUCCCCCUACUGAUGACCUCGGUGUACUGCUCUGUGGGUGUCUGUUACUCCUUCUUGCGUCUGUACGUCAGUCUGCUGAGGCAGGAAGAGAAGCCCAAACAGCCGUGAGACGCUGUCCUGUACCUGAGAGGACAGAUCCCCAGCACACCUACGUCCGUCCUGCACACUGAGACACUGACUGCUCACUGUCAGAUCAGUCAGGGGGACGUGGCCGUCUUUUUUCCUCACUCAGCAUUUUCAACACAUCACAGGCUCAGCAAACCAGAUUCCAGCACAGGUGAGCUCAGGUACAGGAGGAGGACUGAGUCACCUCGAGACACCAGGUGGGUGUGAAGCACCACUGCACGUUUUUAAUGAGAGAUCAUGUGACCAAAGUAGAACUGAGACACAGCUGAUGAUGGUGAUGUUUGUUUUUCUGUUUUUAAAUGUUAAGACAUUUGAACUUGUUUUUGUGUAUGUGACCGUGUUUACUGCGACACACACGCAUACACACACACACGCACGCACACACGCAUACACACACACACGCACACGCAUACACACACACACGGUCUGUUUGGUUUGUGUUGAUGUCUCAAAGUUUAAAUUAAAGACGCAGUUUGUUUAAAAACUUUAUUGAUAAGGCAACACAAAACAUGAUUGGUUAGAAUGGACUUAGUGUUUUACAGGACACGUUUUCUCUGUAAAAUCUCUAUUGCACAAUAAGAAGCGUCCGCUGACACUAAGCUGCAGAUCCUCUUUCCUCUUCUCCUCUGCUCUAACCAUCGGAUCAGGAUCAGGUUUCACUCUACAGACAGAUUCAAACGUUUCCCUUCAUCAUCCUGAUUUUGUCUCACUCAUCACUGUAUAAAA
Messenger RNA from Toxotes jaculatrix (banded archerfish), 2360 nucleotides. It is a transcript of the gene alg8, whose product is annotated as ALG8 alpha-1,3-glucosyltransferase. The transcript is spliced from 13 exons. Gene Ontology annotation, cellular component: endoplasmic reticulum membrane. Lineage: Eukaryota; Metazoa; Chordata; Actinopteri; Toxotidae. Gene Ontology annotation, molecular function: dolichyl pyrophosphate Glc1Man9GlcNAc2 alpha-1,3-glucosyltransferase activity. Gene Ontology annotation, biological process: protein N-linked glycosylation. The record is from RefSeq and is a predicted model, not a curated record. The coding region runs from base 48 to 1616 and encodes 522 amino acids.